Molecule: messenger RNA, 393 nt
Organism: Peronospora matthiolae
Lineage: Eukaryota; Oomycota; Peronosporomycetes; Peronosporales; Peronosporaceae
Source: the annotation of a GenBank genome assembly
AUGAAAAGUACCAAGCGCGCCGAAGUCCUCCUAGGAAGUGGAAAUUAUUUCCAUUGGGAGUUCAAUAUGAGGAUGUCGCUCGCCAGAAAAGGACUGCUGGCGCACGUGGAGGUGGUCAAGGCGGAGAGUGAGAUAACGGAAGCUUGGUUAGUAAAUGACGCAAAGGCUCUCGGCAUCAUCGCGCAGGGUGUGGAACUACAACACCAGACAAAGAUCCGUUCGUCGACGCGUGCUAUUCAAGCGUGGGUAACACUUAGGGAGUUCUACAAUCGCACUACACUCCACAAUCGGGUCACGAUGACACGGCGCCUCCACGAAUUCAAGAUGGAUGCUGGAACUGUAACGGGGCACCCUGAAGCUUGUACUGGUGACAGUACAAGCUACUUAUUCUGA